AUGAGCAAUAUCCCUACUAAUCUCAAGAAGAAAGGAGUAUAUGGACUUGCUGAGAUGUCAACAACCACCGCCACGACCGUCAUGCAGGAGCCCAGCUCUCAGUUCCGCGGCGACGGUAAAACAUGGGACGGGUCAAUAGUCAAGGUCAAUACCUCACCAGAUGCCUCUAAGCAUAGAGGCAACGACGUCAGCUCAUCUGUCAAUUAUGGCGGUCAUCAGAAGGUGAAAAAGAGAAUCAAGUUUGGUGCCUGCAAUGAGAGUGAGCUCAAAUUGGCUUUGAGUGCACCGAUUGAUCCGAAAGUCUCCGAGUCAACACACACUGGACAUAAUUACAAAUCGAACGUUCUUUAUGCUGGAUCUGAGCAGGAAGUUGAUGAGCUUGUUUUUGAGUAA
Molecule: messenger RNA, 393 nt
Organism: Podospora pseudocomata
Lineage: Eukaryota; Fungi; Ascomycota; Sordariomycetes; Sordariales; Podosporaceae
Exons: 3
Coding region: 1-393 (130 amino acids)
Source: RefSeq, a predicted model, not a curated record